CCGCCUCCCGCGCACACACGGCCAUGGCGGAGGCCUCCUCCCUGGAGAGGCAGAGUCCUCGUGUGGCCUCCUGCCUUACUCACAGCCUGUGUCCCAGGGAAUCCAGCUUGCAGACUACGGCAGUGGUGUCCAUGGGCUCUGCAGACCAUCAGUUCAGCCUUACAGAGAUCCUGUCGCAGAACUACAACCUCCGGGAGGGCUGUGCAGAGGCCUCAAGGUGCCCUGACAAGCCCGACGAGGAACUGGACAAGGACUUCAUCUCCCAGAGCAGUGACAUGCCCCUCGACGAGCUGCUUGCCCUCUAUGGCUACGAAGAGUCAGAUCCCAUAUCAGAGCAGGAGAGCGAGGGCGGCGAUGCGGCCCCCAACCUCCCGGACAUGACCCUGGACAAGGACCAGAUUGCAAAGGAUUUGCUUUCAGGGGAAGAAGAGGAGACACAGUCUUCAGCAGACGACCUCACUCCAUCUGUCACCUCCCACGAGGCCUCCAACCUCUUCCCUAACCAGAGUGGGUCCCGCUUCCUGGCUGACGAAGACAAAGAGCCCUGCUCCUUUCCCUCCUCUGACACUGAGGAGGACUCUCUUCCUGCCAACAAGUGUAAGAAGGAGAUCAUGGUGGGGCCUCAGUUCCAAGCUGACCUUAGCAGCCUGCACCUGAACCGACAUAGCGAGAAGAUCUACGAGAAUGAAGACCAGCUGCUCUGGGUCCCCAAUGUCCUCCCAGAGAGGGAGGUGGAGGAGUUUCUGUACAGAGCUGUGAAGCGGCGGUGGCACGAGAUGGCGGGCCCUCAGCUCCCGGAGGGCGAGCCUGUGAAAGAUAGUGAGCAGGCACUAUACGAGCUGGUGAAGUGCAAUUUCAAUGUGGAGGAGGCACUGCGAAGGUUGAGGUUCAACGUGAAGGUGAUCCGAGAUGGGCUCUGUGCUUGGAGUGAGGAGGAGCGCAGGAACUUCGAGCAUGGCUUCCGUGUCCAUGGCAAGAACUUCCACCUGAUCCAGGCCAACAAGGUGCGCACACGGUCAGUGGGAGAGUGCGUGGAGUACUACUACCUGUGGAAGAAGUCUGAACGCUACGACUACUUUGCCCAGCAGACAAGGCUGGGCCGGAGGAAGCUUGUUCCGCCUGGAACCACGGAUGCUGACCAGGACCUGGAAGGCCUUGACCUUGAUGGCUCUACCCGUACCCGCCCAGAGCAGGAGCCCCUGGCAGGGGUGCGUGCAGAGCCACUGAACGUGGACAGCACAGCUGGUGGUCUUGAGCAGCCUGGAGUGGGCUCUGAUGGCCUCCCCUCCUCGGAGCCAGGGCCCUGCCCAUUCCAGCAGCUGGAUGAACCCUCCACUGUGCCCCUGCCCCAGCGGCCCCCUGCCCUGGCUGACCCAGCUGAGUUCCCAUCAGCCGCAGCUGCUCCGCAGCCAGGUGCCAGCCCAAGGCUGGCCGUGGACUUCACCCUGCCUGAGGAGCUACCGCUUGUGUCUAGCCACGUGGGUCUGAGUGGGGACCCAGAGGAGCCUGUGGCCCCUGCCCAGGUGGCUUUGUCAGUCACUGAGUUUGGACUCAUUGGCAUUGGGGAUGUGAAUCCCUUCCUGGCUGGCCACCCAGCGUGCCCGGCCCCUGCACUGCAUUCGGAGCCCUUGUCACACUGCAAUGUGAUGACCUGUUGAUCCCUGGCUGCAGGCAGGUGUGCGUGGCCCGGACUGGACGUGGCCCUGCCACCAGGCUUGCCUGUUUGUCUUCCUGAUUCUCCCUGACUCGGGCCUUGGGGACACCUUCUCUGCUUCACACAGUGGGACCCAGCAAGUUGGCUAGGCCGCUGACCUCGGCCUCUCACACAGACUGGACCAGGCCCCAGCAUCUGGCACCACCACCCACCCCAGGCUGCCGCCACACCGUGGGACCCAUUGGGCAGCCAGGCGCAAAGAAGGCCUGUCCCUCAGGAUGUAGGGCAGAGCUGGCUGCCUGGCUCCUACCAGCUGGCCGAGGCAAGGGCAGGCAGCGCUGCCCCGGGGGACAGGCAGGACACUACCCCGCACCAGCAGCCUCAGACCGGGCGCCUCAGCAUGGCUGGCAGGGCUGGGCGCUGAGGCUCCGUGCUGGACCUGUGGGCCACAGAGCCAUAUACCUCGCUGCCCAGCGCCCGCCUUCUGCUUCCCGCCCAUCUCCACUUCAGGAAAAGCCGCACUUUACUCCCGCACCUGCCUCCUGCCUCCCUCAUCCUGCCCUGGCCCACAGGUCAGGGGGGGCCCCCAGCAGCCCCUCACGGGGGAGGAGAUGGCGAUGGUGACUCACCCCUUCCUGCCCCUCCCUUGGACCUGAGGGAGUUCCGGUCUGGAAGCGCUGGCCAUCGCCUUUUGAACUCCGGCCGCCAGCCACCCUUGACCCUGUAGGUCUUAUUUCUGUUGGAGACGUCCCAGAACAAAAUGGCUGGGGCUCCUUGUCCUCUUUUUGGCCUUCUUGGUUUUAUUUAUGUUGGUGUUUACAAGUUGGAGUGGGGUCCUGGGGCAGGCAGCUCCCGCCCCCAGGCCGGCAGAGCGGUGCUGUGUUCGAGCCUCUGCAGCUGGACUCGACUCCCUCCCCACCGAGGGCCACACUGUGAAGUGCACCUGCCUUUGCCCGUUGCUGUUUUAUUUAUU
Messenger RNA from Dipodomys ordii (Ord's kangaroo rat), 2627 nucleotides. It is a transcript of the gene Mier2, whose product is annotated as mesoderm induction early response 1, family member 2. Gene Ontology annotation, biological process: negative regulation of transcription by RNA polymerase II. Gene Ontology annotation, molecular function: histone deacetylase binding; transcription corepressor activity. Lineage: Eukaryota; Metazoa; Chordata; Mammalia; Rodentia; Heteromyidae. The record is from RefSeq and is a predicted model, not a curated record. Gene Ontology annotation, cellular component: nucleoplasm. Bases 24 to 1658 code for a protein of 544 amino acids. The transcript has 14 exons.